Hemibagrus wyckioides is the source of this 2061-nucleotide messenger RNA. It is a transcript of the gene hspb8, whose product is annotated as heat shock protein b8. NCBI's taxonomy places the organism in Eukaryota, Metazoa, Chordata, Actinopteri, Siluriformes, Bagridae. Gene Ontology annotation, cellular component: cytoplasm; nucleus; protein folding chaperone complex. Bases 133 to 711 code for a protein of 192 amino acids. Gene Ontology annotation, biological process: cellular response to unfolded protein. The transcript has 4 exons. Gene Ontology annotation, molecular function: protein homodimerization activity. The record is from RefSeq and is a predicted model, not a curated record.
UGGCAACCCAAACUCUCCAGGCUGUAUAAAACUGCACCAGUCCACUUUUGGCCGGAGACCCUUUAAACACACACAGCAAGUGGACACUAAAACUCUAGACUUUUCUAAACUUGUCUUUAAACCCUUGAGAAGAUGGCGGAAGGUGAUUUCUACCCCCUUGGCAGCAGGCAGCGGAUGGCGCGUGACCCCUUCUCCACGCACUUCAUGGAUCCGGACUUCUCCGUGCCCAUGUCCGCGUUCCCGGAGGAUCUGUCUCUGGACUGGCCUGGCUGGGCGCGCCCCCGCCUCAGCGCGCGCCUCGGCUCGCCGUGGACGGGCUCGAUGCGCUCCUCGUUCCCGCGCACCUCCAUGAGCGCGCAGAGCCAGCGAGGCGCGUCGCCGGCGGCCCCUGACGAGCCGUGGAAGGUGUGCGUGAACGUGCACAGCUACAGACCGGAAGAGCUCAGUGUCAAAACCAAGGACGGGUUCGUAGAGGUUUCAGGGAAACAUGAAGAGAAGCAGGACGAGGGAGGAAUCGUGACGAAGAACUUCACAAAGAAAAUACAGAUCCCGGUGGAUGUGGACCCAAUCACGGUGUUUGCAUCUCUUUCUCCUGAGGGAGUGCUGAUCAUCGAGGCGAGACAGACUCCUCCAUAUUACCUGUACAGUAACGAGGCUCAGACUGAGCCCGUGGAGGAACAAACCAAACCACAGGAAACUUCCACGGCUUAAAAACCCACUUCCUCCGAGCUGGAGUGGGUGGGGAUGUGAUUUUGUACUAAAUUCUUACUGCAAUUUCCAACUUGAAAUGUUGUUUCAUGUAAACGUGUGGUGGUGAAAUUUCUGAAAACCGGACGACUAAGACAAAAUAUCACCAAAAGGUUAUGCUAAUCUCGGGUGUAUGAGGUUAAAAAAGACAAUGAAGGAGAUGGUUUGGAAUAAAUGAUGGCGUUGCUCCUACUUGUUGCUAGGUACCCUAGCUAGCAGUACCCACUAGCGCUCCUGUGCUAGCUUCAAUCACAUGGCUGAGUUAGCAUCCCGAGUGAACAAAUAAUGCAAACAUAUUACCUCAGCUUUUUCAUGAACAAAAAUGAUCGUUUAAUCUAAAUCUAUCGCCGAAACCAAAUAUUUAGAAUCAAAUAAACAAAACAUUACGUUAAUCUAGAGUGAAGGAGAGAGAAUUAGCAAGUUAUUUUCCGUUAUUUAUGAACAUCUUAUUGAAAUGUUGACGCUGCUACAGUUGGAGUUUCGCCGAAAAGAACAAGCUUGAACUGAAAGAAAUUAGCAGAAACGGAUUAGCCAUAGCAUUUCUAAGAAAAGGAGGUAAAAAAAUUAGGUAACAUAGCAUAGAUAUUUUCUUAUUUUUACAUAAAACAGUAAACAUGGCUGUUUCUUAUCAUUUCAGCUUUAGUUAGCAAAGAUAGCCAGCUUGAGGUAACUUCCUGUGCUAUCUUGAACCUGCUAAAUUUAACAGUUGCAGCUUGAUGUUACCUCAGAAUUUGACGUUAUUUGCCUAAGGAACAAUUGAGCAGCCGCUUUGGACAGACUAAAUAAAGUACAGAGAGCUGCUAGCGUUAAAGCUAAAGGCAAGGAUUUUAGUAAAUUUUCUUCAUCCUUGUGACCCUGUGAGUUAGUUUUAUACAUGAUAGCAUGGCGAGAAUGUCGCGCACAGUAACGGCUAGGAAACGGGUUGUACAGAUAGGAUUAUGGAAAAUUUCGUAGAAACAAAUCGAUUUAAAAAAUUUUGCCGAAUCUCCGUGCGGUUUAUGGAGGAGGCUCAGCAAAAUGUGAUUUCAGGAAUACACCCAAAAUUGUGUGCGUGUGUGUGUGUGUGUGUGUGUGAGAGAGAGAGAGUUGUGCUCGAGUGUUAUAUUUGAUGAAAGCCAGCUCCCGUGAGCACUUGUUUUUAUUUUUCUUCUGGAGAUGCAGUGUGUUUUGUAACUAAACAUAUUAACAAGUGAUUAUCUUUAGUGAAGUCUCAAUUUUAUCAGAUUUAUUUUUUCCUGAUACUUCACUGGGUGUAAAUAUACUGUUUGUAAACUCGUACUGAGAAAUUCUAUGCAAUAAAAUGUCUUACACAAA